Messenger RNA from Gavialis gangeticus (Gharial), 340 nucleotides. RefSeq names its product ATPase H+ transporting V0 subunit e1 (gene ATP6V0E1). NCBI's taxonomy places the organism in Eukaryota, Metazoa, Chordata, Crocodylia, Gavialidae. The record is from RefSeq and is a predicted model, not a curated record. Gene Ontology annotation, molecular function: proton-transporting ATPase activity, rotational mechanism. Gene Ontology annotation, cellular component: proton-transporting V-type ATPase, V0 domain. The transcript has 3 exons. Gene Ontology annotation, biological process: proton transmembrane transport. Bases 54 to 299 code for a protein of 81 amino acids.
UGGCACAGCUGCGGCGGCGGCGCUGGGGAAGGAGGAAGCGAGCUCGGGUAGCCAUGGCGUACAGCGGUCUGGUGGUGCCCAUCAUCGUAAUGAGCGUUUUCUGGGGGGUCGUCGGCGGCGUCCUGCCCUGGCUCGUGCCCAAGGGACCCAACCGCGGGGUGAUCAACACGAUGCUGGUGACCUGUGCUGUUUGCUGCUACCUCUUUUGGCUGAUUGCGAUCCUGGCCCAGCUCAACCCUCUCUUCGGACCACAGUUAAAAAAUGAAACUAUCUGGUAUCUUAAACAUCACUGGCCUUAAGGUCCUCUGUCUUCUGCCACAGCUGUUUGUGGAUUAGGUAA